Messenger RNA from Sorex fumeus (smoky shrew), 795 nucleotides. RefSeq names its product histone H3.1. NCBI's taxonomy places the organism in Eukaryota, Metazoa, Chordata, Mammalia, Eulipotyphla, Soricidae. The transcript is spliced from 2 exons. Gene Ontology annotation, molecular function: DNA binding; protein heterodimerization activity; structural constituent of chromatin. The record is from RefSeq and is a predicted model, not a curated record. Bases 1 to 795 code for a protein of 264 amino acids. Gene Ontology annotation, cellular component: nucleosome.
AUGGUAUUGAGGAAUGAGGGGGCGAGGAAAGGAAUGCAAUGCUGCAAUGAAAAAGGAGCCUGCGCUCGGCUUCCAGAAGAUGCUUUGAUGCCUUCUUCCCUUGGUGCUGCUGCGUUUGUUGCUGUUGUUGUAGCUGCUGUAAUUGUUGCUGUAGCUGCUGUUACUGUAACUGCUGCUGUUUUAGCUGCUGUUGUAGCAGCUUCUGUUACUUCUGUUACUGUAGCCACUGCUGUUGUUGCUGUAACUGCUGCAGUUGUCGCUGUUUUUGCUAUUGUAUUUGCUGCGGCUGUUGCUGUUGCUGGAGUUGCUGCUGCUGUUGCUGUUGUGGUAGCUGCUGCUGUUGUGCAGCUUCUGUCGUUGCUGUUACUAAUUGGGAAGAACGAGUGGACUCAUACCAAGCAGACGGCUCGCAAGUCGACCGGCGGGAAGGCGCCCCGCAAGCAGCUGGCCACCAAGGCGGCCCGCAAGAGCGCGCCGGCCACGGGCGGCGUCAAGAAGCCGCACCGCUACCGGCCCGGCACCGUGGCGCUGCGCGAGAUCCGCCGCUACCAGAAGUCCACCGAGCUGCUCAUCCGCAAGCUGCCGUUCCAGCGGCUGGUGCGCGAGAUCGCGCAGGACUUCAAGACCGACCUGCGCGUCCAGAGCUCGGCCGUCAUGGCGCUGCAGGAGGCCUGCGAGGCCUACCUGGUGGGGCUCUUCAAGGACACCAACCUCUGCGCCAUCCACGCCAAGCGCGUCACCAUCAUGCCCAAGGACAUCCAGCUGGCCCGCCGCAUCCGCGGGGAGCGGGCAUAA